Molecule: messenger RNA, 3141 nt
Organism: Limanda limanda (common dab)
Lineage: Eukaryota; Metazoa; Chordata; Actinopteri; Pleuronectiformes; Pleuronectidae
Gene: necap2
Product: NECAP endocytosis associated 2
Exons: 8
Coding region: 50-817 (255 amino acids)
Biological process (GO): endocytosis
Cellular component (GO): membrane; clathrin vesicle coat
Source: RefSeq, a predicted model, not a curated record
UGUCCAUUGAAAGUCGGAAGUUGUUUUCUAGUUAGUGAAACUUUACAAAAUGGCAGAAGACAACUCUUAUGAGUCCAUGCUCUGCGUCAAGCCCGAGGUCCACGUCUACAAGAUCCCGCCGCGCGCCUCUAACCGUGGAUAUCGUGCUGCUGACUGGAAGCUGGAUGAACCUUCAUGGAGUGGAAGGAUGAAAAUCACUGCCAAAGGCAAGAUUGCUUUCAUAAAGUUAGAAGACAAAAACACAGGAGAGCUGUUUGCACAAGCUCCAGUCGACCAAUAUCCAGGUUGUGUGGUUGAAUCAGUCACCGACUCCAGCAGGUAUUUUGUGAUACGGAUAGAGGAUGGCAAUGGACGUCAUGCUUUUAUUGGUCUGGGCUUUGCUGAUCGUGGAGACUCAUUUGACUUCAAUGUUGCUUUACAAGACCAUUUUAAAUGGGUGAAGCAAGAGGGUGAGCUCGCGAAAAUGGAAGCUUCUGAGUGCACAACUCCGAAGCUGGACCUGAGCUUCAAAGAGGGACAGACAAUCAAGAUCAGCAUUGCGAACAUCAAGAAGAAGGAUGCGGGUGGUGUCAAACCGCGGGGGGCAGUUGGAGGUCUGCUCCCACCCCCACCGGGCGUAAAGGCUGGAGUCAUGGUGCAACCUCCUGGAGGACAAGAAGCAGUCCCAGCUGUUCAAACUAACACGGACGCUCUUUUAGACUUCGGUUCCCAAGUCCCUGCAGCCGUGCCCAGCUCGGACGGUUGGGGGGAUUUCACAUCGGCAGGUUCCAACUCCAGUAAAGAUGAAGUCAAAUCAGGAUGGGUGCAGUUUAGUUGAGUUGUGAGAAAAUGUGCACACACUCAGGUUCCAUACAUUCCAUGGGCAGGACCAUUUGGCAAAAAGAAAAGAAUCUAAAAGAGAGGAACUGUUAGUAAUAACUUGACCGCCUCCGUCACUGCUUUUGUUCUGUAAAGAGUCUGUUUAUGUUGACCAUAGCCCGCUGACCAACACAUUCUGAAGGAACAAACAGCAAAAUGUACAGAAUUUUGACAAUAUGACUAUUCUUUUCAUACUCUGCUAUGCAGUGAGGUUUGAUUUUUAGUCUGGUAGCCUCUAAACUGUCAUUGUUAGAGACUCUGCACUCUCAGAAAAGUGAGGGUAGUGAUGGUUGAAGUUCAAGGUUGAUUCCUUAAACUAACAGGUGCGUGUCCACCGCCUUAAAUCAACUGCUCCUUUAUUUUAUUUCUACUUUCUAGUCAAUCUGUCAAAAACAGAUUUGAAUCGCAUCCCUCUAUUUUUCUUCUGCUGUCAGUGUCACAUUUAUCUCAUUACACCAACAAAACUCAUCUCAUAAUUAUCUGAACCAUUUGGGAAUACACAAUGAUUUACAAUUGAAGUAUGUAUUUUGUUUAGCUGUGUGUGUGUUAGUGAUCUUACAUAUAUGUUUAAUUAGUUAGGGCCCGGGCACAGAAUGGUGCACAUAACAUGGCCCAAACAUGCUCGCUGUGCGAACAAUUAUAUAUUUUCUGGGUCUUGCCCAUUGGCAUGGCAAAUGGCUCGAUUGCACAGUUUAAAAAUUCAAAGAUCCCUGCUUUAACUUUGCUCUAGAUGUAUGAAAUUCAGGAGAUGUGUCUAUUAGGCAUACGCCUCUUGGAGCUGUACUCUAUACCCAACAGGAAAUUUGCCAUUUUGAAUUUAUCGGUCAAAUCUUAGGCUUUUUUUUUGCCAUUUAUACACUCUGUACUUGAUGAAUUCGUUGUAGGAAAUUAAUUUAUUCCUCAAUUUUUUUCAGUCUAAUCUUGAUACUUUCAUUGUAAUAGAAUGCAAAGGGCUAUUUUGGGUUUUUUUGAUUUGAAGAAGUCCAUUUACACUUACUACUUACCAUAACCUGGAUUACUGACAAUCUUCAGUCCUUCAACAAUCUCUCAACUCCUGAAGAAGGUGGAGAGGCCUGCUGUCAACGAGGGAAAAAAAAGCUGGACAUGGUGCCAGGCUUUUUGUACAGGCGACUUUUCAUAGAGGAAGCAAUACAUUUCUGGCUUUCAUAUGAGACAGGAAACCAUUAGCAGCUCUGGACAAGUCAUUUCAGUUAGGGAUAUUUCAUUGUACCCAGAAAUGAUUGUGAUAAAUUAUAUUGUAAUAAUUUUUGGAACCAGUUCAUACCACUGAUGAUAAUAUUAUAGCAUAUUAAUAACUGACCUUUCAAAGACCAAUGCACUUUGAAGUCUUGAGCAUAUUCAGUCCGACAUUUGUAUUAGAACAUUUUAAAAUAUAGUAAAUAAAAUAUGAUUAAAAUAGACCACACACAACCAAAACAAUAAUGAAAUGGACACUCUGGCUCUGUUAACAAAAGUCACUUCCCUUACUUCUCCUCCAUGCUGUUGAUCUCUGAUGAUGUGAAAAGCCUCUGUCCCCCUGUCUGUGUGGCUGUUAGCCUGGUUGUUCAGCCACCAGAUUAUCAAGGACAGUAAACAAAACAAUUGGGUCUGGCAAGAUGCAUGUCAAUUGUAGCUCUCGUCUUGACAGUCCCUGAGGACUGUUUAUUACCAGGUUUUCUUUUGUUACCCAUCCCUAAGUAAAGUAAUUAUUUUUUCCUAUUUUGUCACCUCCCCCCUCUCCUUUGUCUGGUCAUUAUGGUGAAAGUUAAUGUGUAAAACAGUCAGCACUACUUGAGAAUUCUCAAAUUGUUAGUAUCUUUGUCUCUUUCUGCCCAUUCCGUUGUCACUCUACUUGAAAUGUUACACACCGUCCUGUCUCCAUUUACAAAGCAGAAGUUUUGUAGAUUAGCAGUAGAAUCCAUUGUUUCACCUACAUUUGAUGAUCUAUCCAAGAAGCGAGGGGCCUUUAAUACUCCUCGCACCUUAAACUUUUCGUUGAAGUUCUUAAACCCUCAUCAGAAAUACAAUUUGUCAUCACUGUGUUGGCAUAGUCGUGAUCGCCAUUUUAUCUGUGAUUCAAAGUUUGAAAAUGGUCUGUUCAUCUUUGUUUACACCCUCCAUGUCUUUUCCUCGUGUUUUUUUUAUGUGCCUUUUACCAAAUAGAAUUUUCCUUUAUCUUGUUGAUAAUUUGCAACAAGAAUUUGAUCAAGUGCCUUUCUGAAAAAGAUCUAAAACUUAUAAAAUGUUAUGUUUCCAUGUAAAUAAACGGUGUAUUUCAUUGGA